CUUGGGUUUCCUCGCAAUUCUGGCUUUUCGUGGGUGGGGAAACGGAUGGAUUGCAGCUAUAUAGGACAGAUACGAUAUGGACCUGCCAACGUAAGCCUCGAGGCACGGCGCAAUGCGACGACCGCGUUAGCUAGGCACGGGCUAGCGCGUCGACACGUCCGGCUUGCACCCCGCGCAAUGCCCACUAUGCUCGGGUGCGCCACCGACACGGCCGACAACUGCCGCGAAACACAGCGCAGCAUUCAGAAGGUCGCCGACAUUGACGGAAGCCGUCCUGUCAACGUCGGCACCCGCUGCUCGCUGCGCCGCACGACCCGCUGAGCGCGGACAUGGCCCGCGCUUUCCCCGUCGCGCUUCCUCGGGCCGCAUCUCCGUCGUCGUGCAUCGCGCCGCCGGCGUCGCGCGCUGCCGCCCCGCCCGCCCUGAUCCUUCCCGUCAGCGCUGCGCUGUCGUCCUCAUCCCACAAAAUGUGCGUGAGCACCGGCACGGCCGCCGCGACCUGCGCUGACGCCUUGCCAUCGCAGCCUCGCGCGGGUGCGCCCACUUGCCGCGAGCCGCGCCGAUUGACUCGUCGUGACAGUCUGCAUUGCCGGGCCCAGUCCGGCCUCUCCUUGCCCGCGCGGUGUGUCCCGCUCCGCCCGAUGUCGCCGUUGUUCCCGAGUCCCGGCAGCAAUCCCUGCCGAUCGUCUCCGCGGCGACAAUAGUCUCCGUCCCUCGUGACUGACGUCGAGCGAGGCAUCGUGCACGUCGUCGCUGACAGCAAUGACGCUCAUGGCGACACGUCGUGCAGGGGUGGGUGCCGUCGGAUCAUCGCGCAGAUGAGUUGGCGGCUGCCCUAGGUGAGAGGCCGACAGCGUCCAUUGACGUGAGGGAUGACAUCGGCGCUCAUAUACGCGCACGCGAUCGGGGAGGGGGGGUUGUUUGCGAGACGCGUUUGGCUAUCGCGAUGAUGAACUUGAGGCUGAGCGGACUUGCCGGAUACGCGUGACAGACGGUGAUAGUGGUGGGGGCUGAGGUGCGACGCAAAGGUGCUGGAGUUGAUGGGAGCAGCAAUGAAGAGGGGGGGAGGGGUCGUAGGGGGACAGGGCCGACAUGGGCGAAAGUCAACAUAAAACUUUGUAAGUGACGAUUACGUGGUCUUUGUAGGU
Messenger RNA from Schizophyllum commune H4-8, 1148 nucleotides. RefSeq lists its product as uncharacterized. NCBI's taxonomy places the organism in Eukaryota, Fungi, Basidiomycota, Agaricomycetes, Agaricales, Schizophyllaceae. The transcript has a single exon. The record is from RefSeq and is a predicted model, not a curated record. The coding region runs from base 330 to 704 and encodes 124 amino acids.